AUGGGUGUUGGUGGGCAUAAACAUCACUAUAAUGAUAGUAAUAUUGAAAAGGAAAUGAAGUCUAUUGGUGACGCUGAUCCAUUGGCAAAAUUAAAAGAGUUAUGCAGUCAAGACCAUGCAUGUGAACAUUUUAAACAUCGUUUGCAAGAAUGCACGAAUAGAGUUAAUAGUAAACCAUGGACCAAAGAGACAUGCAACGAAGAACUAUUAGAUUUUCUUCAUUGUGUUGAUGAAUGCUGGUCACCACACGUAUUCAAAUAUUUAAAAUAA
Rotaria socialis is the source of this 270-nucleotide messenger RNA. The record is from the annotation of a GenBank genome assembly. Lineage: Eukaryota; Metazoa; Rotifera; Eurotatoria; Philodinida; Philodinidae.